Messenger RNA from Echinostoma caproni, 516 nucleotides. Lineage: Eukaryota; Metazoa; Platyhelminthes; Trematoda; Plagiorchiida; Echinostomatidae. The record is from the annotation of a GenBank genome assembly.
AUGUCUCUACUGAGCUGGGCUGCAUUGGCCUCGACCGGGUUGAUACUUCAAGCGGUUUACUUCUACAUCAAUUUUAUUCAUCCGUUCUGGCUAACCGGAGAUCGUGGUCGCUAUCUGGGCGUGGAAAUUCGACCGCGAACAAUGAGCACCGGUGUGGAUGAGACGUACCGAUGCUUUUUCGCUGACUACAUUCACCUACUAGCGUACACGGCGUUUCGUGACACACAAUGUGAGAUUCGUUCGUUAACAGUGGACUACUCGUCCGGACUGUAUCGGUCGGAUUUUCACUUCCUCUUCCUGUUAUGUAUCGAGAACGCCCACCUGUUCCCGGACGCGAUUCACAUUCAUUUCUGGACAGAACGUUACGCUCGACUCUGUCGUCGUCGAUUUCGACGUCCCUAUUGGGCCAUUCGUCGAGGCAGUUUGGGUCAUCUGGUACGAUGUGAGGAUCUAUCCAUGAAAUUCAAUUUCAGCAAAAUUCGAGUCAAAGUUGAGGUAAAUGCUUUUGGUUUUUGA